AUGGCCGACGAAGCUACCAAGGCUCACCUCCGCACCAAGUUCGACAAGCUCACCGCCGACGACUUCAAGGAGGUUGCAGGCAACAAGGACGCCCUCGCUGCCAAGGUCGCCGAGAAAUACGGCAUCUCCAAGGACGAGGCUGCUAAGCAAGUUGAGGACGGCUUCGCCGGCAAAUAA
This is a messenger RNA of Fonsecaea multimorphosa CBS 102226, 177 nucleotides long. RefSeq lists its product as uncharacterized. The record is from RefSeq and is a predicted model, not a curated record. The coding region runs from base 1 to 177 and encodes 58 amino acids. NCBI's taxonomy places the organism in Eukaryota, Fungi, Ascomycota, Eurotiomycetes, Chaetothyriales, Herpotrichiellaceae. The transcript has a single exon.